GUAAAGGAACUCCCCAAAUGCAUCACAUGACAUACUUACCAAAUCAGCCUGAACAAAAUAGGUGCAUCAUCUAUAAGCAUCACAAGGACGCUAACAUACAACUUAUUUGUCUAAAUUGGAGAAGGCCAACAUUUAUAAGCACAACAAGUCUUACUGCACAAACUCAGUGCUUGUACGAAAGCAGAACCCUCAGUUGUAUGCAUCACAGGGAAGUCUGCACAAAAUUAGUGCACAAAAUUAGUUUUCAAGGUUGUGACAACUCCUUAGCAAGAUUGAGCAGUCCGAGAAGAAAAUUUGUUUAUUGUUUCUAUAGACAGUUGUAUCUUCUUUCUUGGAAACUAAAUAUAACAUCCUAA
Zea mays is the source of this 356-nucleotide messenger RNA. RefSeq lists its product as uncharacterized. Lineage: Eukaryota; Viridiplantae; Streptophyta; Magnoliopsida; Poales; Poaceae. The transcript is spliced from 3 exons. The coding region runs from base 18 to 356 and encodes 112 amino acids. The record is from RefSeq and is a predicted model, not a curated record.